GCGGCCGGGUGUCAGUCGAAUACACGCGUCGAUCAUCGUACCAGGUGACUUUAUAUAGCUAUUAUACUGCAGCGCGAAAAMCUCAGAAAUUAAUGUUACAGUUUGUCAAGUUAUAAACUAUAUUGUAUACAUACCGAUAUAGGGAUACACAUACACACACACACACGCAGCUAGGCUUUAUUUCCAUUUAUCCCACUGAGCAGUGCAAUACAGACUACGCAGGCAUCGUGURAGAUCAGUUCUUGCAACAGCAUCGUGCAUAUACCUACCUAGUACAUUCGUCGAGACAUUAUGAAGGUAUCCGCAGCGACCGCCGUCCUGGUUGCUCUGGUCGCCACCGUGCAGAGUUCAGACCCGUGUAACAUAUCCACUUGCUACAAGAGUGGCACGACGAAGCCGCCGACGACUGUGACGCCCACUCGCCUGCCGGUUCAGUCUUCGUCUACCCAGACCAGCCACCCACAGACCACGUAUGCCAAGGACCAUGCGCACGGUUCGACCACCACCAAAACAGGYGCUAAUGCUACGGCCACGACAGCCAGCGGAGCGUCCGUCAACAGCACAGAGCGGCCGGCCAUCGUUAAGUCUUCUGCCGGCGUAACGGGAAACUCCACCACGCCAAAGCCUACGAUGACCGAAGGACAUGUGGCUCUGAAACAGAAGUUGAACACAAUCGCGGUUAAGUGUAAAGACGAGCUACACGCACCACAAGAAAUCAUGGCACUGGUCAGCAAUACGGUGGUACCACAGAGCGAGCAACAAAGAUGCUACUUAGAGUGCGUAUACAAAAAUCUUAACUUGAUCAAGAAUAAUAAGUUCAGUGUGGACGACGGCAAGGCUAUGGCUAGGAUACGCUUCGCUAACCAACCGGAAGAGUACAAGAAAGCAGUGACCAUAAUUGAGACUUGCGAAAAAGAAGCUGUUAUCGAUCCAAAAACCUCUGAAAAAUGCGCAGCUGGACGAGUGAUCAGAAACUGUUUUGUUAAAAAUGGAGAAAAAAUAAAUUUCUUCCCUAAAGCAUAAGAAUCUUGUUAUGUGGACGGAGGAAAAUGGAAAGUAUGAGUUUGAACAUUUCAACCAAACAUGGAUAUACUAAAAAUACCUAUAUUAUGUAACGAUAAAUUAUUUAAGUUAUAAUUUUUACGAAUAAAAGAUAAAAAAAAUAUAA
This is a messenger RNA of Diuraphis noxia (Russian wheat aphid), 1168 nucleotides long. It is a transcript of the gene Obp19a, whose product is annotated as Odorant-binding protein 19a. Gene Ontology annotation, molecular function: odorant binding. The record is from RefSeq and is a predicted model, not a curated record. NCBI's taxonomy places the organism in Eukaryota, Metazoa, Arthropoda, Insecta, Hemiptera, Aphididae.